UUCCUGCGGGCAACAGAACGAAGAUCAAUGAACCAGGCGAUUUACCGAAACUGGUCGGACGGGCUGAGGUGGGAAUAAACCAUCGACACGGUAAUAUUGUUUUUGUUUGAGACGUCAAACCUCUAAAUACCGUUUUUUUUCGGGAGCGACCGACACCAGAAGAGUGCGAUGUGGAAAAAUUACAGUUGUACUGUAGCCUAAUAGACCAGUGAUUCGUUUUGUACGGACAUAUUCUGUUAUUCACAGCUGAAUCGAGAACGAAGGAAUAUUAAUGAUGAUCUUUGCAAACACCGCCAAUCCAGUGAGGACACCUUAUCGAAAGCAGCCUCCUGUUGCUCCGCCCACACUUCCAAUGGCUCCGCCCAGCCCGAGCACCAAUAGCAGCACGAAUAACAGCAGCAACAGCAGCACGACCGGAUGGGAGCAGCUCAGCAAAACCAACCUUUAUAUCCGCGGCCUGCCCCCAUCCACCACCGACCACGACCUUGUCAAACUCUGUCAGCCGUAUGGAAAGAUUGUCUCCACAAAAGCCAUCCUGGACAAGACCACAAACAAAUGCAAAGGUUACGGCUUUGUGGAUUUUGAUAGUCCAGUGUCAGCGCAGAAAGCUGUGGCAGCGCUAAAGAACAACGGAGUUCAAGCUCAGAUGGCCAAGCAACAGGAACAGGACCCGACCAACCUGUACCUGUCCAACCUGCCAGUCUCCAUGGACGAGCAGGAGCUGGAGAACCUCCUCAAGCCCUUCGGACAGGUCAUCUCCACUCGCAUCCUCAGAGACGCACACGGCGUGAGCCGAGGCGUAGGCUUCGCAAGGAUGGAGUCCACGGAGAAGUGCGAUGCCGUGAUCUCUCACUUUAAUGGGAAGUUCAUUAAGUCCGCUUCUGGAAUGCUGGGUGCGUCUGAGCCCCUUCUCUGUAAAUUUGCUGAUGGAGGACAGAAGAAGCGAUUGAGUCAGACUAAAUAUGUCCCCAACGGACGAAACUGGACACGGGACGCCGAGGUGAGACUAAGCGGGAUAACAUUGACCUAUGACCCCAAUGCUGCUGCGCUCCAAAAUGGGUACUACACCCCUCACUACAGCAUGGGGAACAGGAUAAUGACCCAGACUGCUGUGUCUCCCUACAUCUCACCUGUCUCCACUUACCAGGUUCAGAGUCCCUCCUGGAUGACACAUCAGCCUUAUAUUAUGCAGCAUCCGGGAGCUGUUCUGUCGCCCUCUAUGGAGCAUCCCAUGUCUCUGCAGCCGUCCUCCAUGUUGACUCCUCUGACCCAGCAGAUGGGCCACCUCUCCUUAGGAGGCACUGCCACGUUUAUUCCGGCAAAUACACCUAUGCAAGGAGCAUAUAUUCCUCAGUAUGCUCAUAUCCAACCCGCUGCCAUCGCCACUGAGGAUCCCAGCGUGCAGCCGCAGGAUGUGAACUCCAGUGAUCCUUCCACCUACCCAUUCCAACCGAACAAGCAAUAAAAGGGUGAGGAGUUUGGAGGCGGAGUCAAAAGAGGGCUGCUAUAAUUUACAGGCAGGCACUUCCUUGUCGAGGAAGUGACACAUCACAGAGGAAAGACACCUUUUUUUGCACAGGUUACAAAAAAGAAAACAACAACAAAAAAAAAUAAACACGAAAAUUCCACGGUUUAAUCAACUCCGACAACCUCAAACACCCGCAGCAGGUGCAUCAGCAACCAAAACAAUGCAACUCAUUACAGGAAGACAGACAGACAGACAGACAUGGGAGAGAAGUAGACGUUUUAUUUUGCUAACGAAAUGGAAACAAGACGAACGCUUAUUUUUUACCAAGGACUUCGGCACAGACCAAAGUCUGUGGACACUGGACUCCAAAAAACAAAAAAAACAUAAAAAAAAAAAAAAAUUACAAAUAAAUAAAUGCAGUGUGCUAGUACCUUUAGAUGCAUGAGAGGACUUUUUAGUAUGGUUUUUAGUGUGUUUUUACUGACCGUUUAUCACACACAUAUACAGACACACACUUAAACACACAAGAAAAGAAAAUUUGCUGUGGUAGUAGCAACGAGGAGGUUUCUUUUUUUGCUUUUGUCUUCCGCACUUUGCCUUCUUGGUCCGUAGUAACAGUAAUUUGCCUUGUAAAUACAGUAGAGCGGGGUUUUAGAUGAAAACGCUCGACGGCUGUUGUUGCUCUUCUCUCCUGUCUGUCAAAGCGGAUAAUUCACAUGCUUUACUCGAGGCUGUUCUCCGAAUGCAGGUUGUGUAAAGUGUGUGUGUGAUUCUCACGGGAAAGACGAAAUCUGCUGUCCUCUGCCUUCUUUUUUCAGUCAAACUUGAUGUGGUAGUUGUAGAUGAAGCUGUUGUUAGUUUGGGACGGGCGAUUACAGUAGGUGGGGUGGGGGAGGGGUGGGGGAUUUAGGGGCGGGGCUCGAUGGGUGGAGACGGAGUAUAGAUUAUAGGGGACGCGCUCGACCUUUGGGACGAUACACCGUUCGUUAUUAGUAAUAGUUUUUCAGAGAGCAGAUUAUGACGCUUUUUUAUGGCAGUUUUUUUUCUUUUAUGUUUGAACACGGUGUGUAGAAAUUUCUUGUAAUGAGAGGCAGAAGUGCAAUGUUUCUUUAGCUAGAAAGCAAGAGUUGUACAGAACAAGAGUUAAAAAAGAGAGAGAGAGAGAUCCAUUUUUAUAACAAAAUCAAUCAUUGGGAGGUAAAUCCCGGAUUUUUCUUUUUUCUUUUUCUUUUUUUUUUUUUGGCGAUUUUUUUAUUCCGCAAUUAUCCCUCCAGUUCAUGGCAAUAUUAAGGGCUGCAGCUGUCAAUCAGAAACUGAUAUAAAAUGCAGUGACUUUAGAAUCGAGUUCGAAAUGCAUUCUGUUUAAAAAAAAAAAAAGCGUGUGAGGGUUUCGUAGUGAAAGGGACAAACUUUCGGGGAAGCUCUUAGAUGUACAAUUUAAAAUCGGGUCCUGCAGAGAAAAGAAUUAAGGCAAUAAAAAAUAUAUAUAAAGAAAGGCAAUUAAGAUACUUUCCACCAAAGACCAUCAAAAUGUUCCCAUCAGUAUGGACUAGAGCAAAAGGAGCAGGUGUAAGCUAGAUCUAUGUGGAUAUUUGGAAAUUGUGCCUUUUUUGCCAACUCGGUUUUGAUUAAGUUUAUAUUUACUUAUAUCCUCAAACAUGAAGUAUCUGGAAAUAAGAAGAAAUACACGAAACUAAUCAAAGGCUAAUGAUGCAGAUACAAAAGAGACUUUGGUCUUUAAUAUUGAUAAUUCAACAGAGUCACGUUUGUCGUUUUGUUUCGUUUUGUUUUGAUUUUUUGUUUUUUUUGCAGCUGUUUUCUUUUGAUGUCCAGGUCAGCUUGGCCGUCGAUCUACCUCAGAGUUGUAUCUGUCGUCUGAUUGGUCGGGUUUGCAGGUCUAUCCUGCCCAAUCAGGAGGAAAAACACCAGCUCUGGAGCUGGGAUCAUACAGGACUUUGCAUUUUAACACAUCUGUUCAUCCACUUCUUCAAAGGAAACAUUUGUGGGGGGUUUUUUUGUUUGUUUUUCUUGUCUUUUUGUUUGUUCUUUUUUUUUCUUUUCUUUUUUCUUUGUAUUUUGAUGUUCUGCAUUUAGCCGUCUGGAGAGCUCCUAAAAAAAAAAAAAAAAAAAGGAAGAAAAAAAAGUAGGCUUCUUUGUUUUGGAAAAGCUGUGGCGGUUGAGAAAAGCCUAUGUGACUGCUUUGAAAAAAUAUUUUUACGACUGCGUUUGAUGAAAAGACGAAUCAUGUUCUGUAUCCAAACGGAUCACAAGCUCUACCAGGUCACUGCAGUCUCACUCAGUUUACCGAGGCUUAAUUCAAGCAACCAAAGUAACACACAAUUUCACUGAGAGAAGUAUCUAGAUGAGGGAAUUUUUUUUUCAGUUUCUCCUGGCACAAUCUUUCAUGUCAAUACAGUGGUUAAAGGGAAAAAUGUUCAUGAAGCAAAGAAAUGCUACAUAGGUUUCACAGAAACAGUGACACUUUUUUUUAAUAUCGCUUCAUUGUACACGCCACACUUUUGUCAGUGGUAGCUUGUACAUCCAACAAUAACAACCACAAAACCUGCUCCUGUGUUUUGUUUCUAUUCUACAAUCUGUCAAUUAUUAUUAUUUUUUUUUAUUUAAACGCUUUUUAUCUUUUAUUUCUAUGAUGAAUUCCUCUGUGAAAAACUUUUGAAUUAAAGACAGAGCUCAAACCUG
Messenger RNA from Tachysurus fulvidraco (yellow catfish), 4168 nucleotides. RefSeq names its product RNA binding motif, single stranded interacting protein 1a (gene rbms1a). Bases 272 to 1465 code for a protein of 397 amino acids. Gene Ontology annotation, molecular function: poly(U) RNA binding; mRNA 3'-UTR binding; poly(A) binding. The record is from RefSeq and is a predicted model, not a curated record. The transcript has 14 exons. NCBI's taxonomy places the organism in Eukaryota, Metazoa, Chordata, Actinopteri, Siluriformes, Bagridae. Gene Ontology annotation, cellular component: ribonucleoprotein complex; nucleus; cytosol.